AUGGGAAACUCAACAGAGAUUGUGUCAUUUGUGCUGGCUAUGUACGGUAACAUGGGAAACUUUAAGCACCUUUAUUUCCUCCUGGCAAUGCUUCUAUACAUAUCAGUCAUUUUUGCCAACUUUGUUCUUAUUGUCAUUAUUUAUGUGGACAGAAAUCUGCAUGAGCCCAUGUAUUUAUUCCUGUGCAGUCUGUUUAUUAAUGAAAUAUACGGCUGCACGUCUUUGCUGCCCUGCUUGAUGGUACACAUUCUGUCAGAGACUCAUGAAAUUGCUUUCUUUUACUGCUUCAUUCAGAUAUUCAGCAUGCAUACAUAUGUGGCUGCUGAAUUUGGAACUCUGACAGUAAUGGCAUAUGACAGAUACGUAUGUAUUUGUAAGCCUUUACAUUACAAUAUCAUGAUAACCAAUAGAAAAGUAAAAAUUGUCAUACUUGUCAUUUGGAUGGUUUCGUUCAUAGAAGUUGGAGUUUUGUUGUCUUUUACUAUUCAUUCAAAGUUUUGUGGGGCUGUUAUCAACAAAGUUUCUUGUGAUAACAAUCUUGUGGUUGAACUUUCUUGUUCACCAAACAGAACGUUGUCAUAUAUUUACGAUGUUGUUUUUGGCCUUCUUUUCACCGUCACUUUUCCUCUCAGUUUCAUUUCAUACACAUAUGUUAGAAUUAUUGCUGUGUGCUUAAAAGCUUCCAAAGAGACCAGAAUGAAAGCGUUUGAUACCUGCACUCCACAUUUUGUUUCACUCAUGAGCUUUGUCUUUGCCUGUUUUUAUAACCUGAUCAGUCAAAGAUUUGACAUGACAUUUGUUCCUUAUGAACUGCAUGUUAUUUUCUCAUCGUGUUUACUGAUAAUUCAACCUCUUUUAAAUCCAAUGAUAUAUGGUCUUAAGUUAUCAAAGAUUAGGCAUGCUUUUAAGCUUUUUUUAAAAUUAAAACAUUAA
Messenger RNA from Plectropomus leopardus (leopard coralgrouper), 933 nucleotides. RefSeq names its product olfactory receptor 52A1-like. Gene Ontology annotation, biological process: G protein-coupled receptor signaling pathway; detection of chemical stimulus involved in sensory perception of smell. Gene Ontology annotation, molecular function: G protein-coupled receptor activity; olfactory receptor activity; odorant binding. Lineage: Eukaryota; Metazoa; Chordata; Actinopteri; Perciformes; Serranidae. Gene Ontology annotation, cellular component: membrane. The record is from RefSeq and is a predicted model, not a curated record.